AUGUUGGAAGGUGUGGUUGCCAAUUUGCUCAACCGCUUUCUAGGAAUGUACGUGAAGAACUUCGACGCGACACAGCUUAACAUUGGAAUCUGGUCGGGCGAUGUCAAACUACGGAACCUGGAACUGCGCCGGGAAGCGCUGGAUCAACUGCGCUUGCCCUUGAACGUUGUGGAGGGUCACCUCGGACAACUCACAUUAUCGAUUCCAUGGUCAAACCUGCGGGGUAAACCGGUCAAGGUCGACAUUGAAGAUGUCUUCCUGCUCGCAGCCCCGAAGGAGGAUGCAGACUACGAUGCCUCGGAAGAAGACAAGCGGGCGCAUGCCUUGAAGAUGGAACGGAUCGAAAGCGCUGAAAUUUUGCGCGACCGCAAUGCCGAGGGUAUGAGCCAAGAGGAGCAAAGACGAAAUCAAAGCUUUACCCAAAGCAUGGUAACGGCAGUCGUCGACAACCUACAGAUCUCGAUCAAGAACGUCCAUUUUCGAUACGAGGAUUCUAUCGCUUCGCCUGGCCAUCCUUUUGCUGUGGGGUUGACUUUGAAGGAAUUGAGUGCUGUCAGCACUGACUCCGAGUGGAAUCCUACCUUUAUCCAAUCCACUUCCGAUACGACACACAAGCUAGCCGUGCUCGGUGCCUUAUCGGUAUACUGGAACACAGAUGCAACCCUGCUGGGUACUGGAAGAGGCUCUGAUAUAGGUGCUGAAGCUCAAGGAAUCAGCCAUGACGACCUGAUGACAAAAUUGCGCGACGCUAUCGAUAAUGGCGACGGAAAUCAAUUCAUGCUUCGUCCCGUUAGCGGCCGAGCUGGACUGGAAAUGGACAAGUCGGGGAAGUAUGACCGUCCUGCCAUGAAAGCGCGAUUGCUAUUCGAUGAGUUGGGCUUUGUUCUGGACGACAACCAGUACCGCGAUGCCUUGAUGCUGGUAGACCUCUUCCAUUACUUUAUCCGCCAUCAGGAGUAUAAACGAUUCCAACCCAAGUGCACGGUCAAGGAAGACCCUCGCGCAUGGAUGAAGUUUGCUGGAGAUGCAGUUCUCAGUAAGAUUCAUGAUCGUAAUAAGCGAUGGACCUGGGAUUACGUGAAGGAGCGCCGAGAUGAUCGUAUCGCCUACAUCAAAUUGUUCAAAAAGAGGAAAAGAGAAGAGACAUUCACUCCAGAAGAAACUGAAGAGCUCGAGAAGCUAGAAUGGAAACAUAACUAUGAGGAUAUUCGAUUCUGGCGAUCGCUGGCGCGUAAUCAGCUUCGCAAAGAGAACGUCGGCAUCAAGAAGCCCGCCCAGCAGCAGAGUUGGGGCGAGUGGAUCUGGGGCAGCAAGAAAGAAGAGUCCGAAGAAACUGCCAUGACCGACGAACAGCGACAGGAGCUAUAUAACGCCAUUGAUUGGGACGAGAAGAAGGCCCUGUCCGAAGAUGUCGAUGUACCCAGGGAAUGGGCCAAGCUGCAAAUCAAUUGGAGUCUUCGUGCUGGUAGCUUCACAUUAAAGCAAGAUCCGCAUGGCGCUGCAAAUGAGGUUAUGAAACUUGUUUUCGACAAUUUCCGCGCGAAAGCUCUUCAGCGACCCGACUCUUAUCUCCUUGAUCUUGAUCUCGGUGGCUUGAAGAUGUAUGAUGGUACCACUGCCGGGACUCUAUAUCCACAGAUAGUCAAGGUCAAGGACUCAGUUCCCGAACCCAAAAAGGCCUUGGAGCAGGGCAACGACAACAAAGACGAUAACGACGACGAUGACCUUGCCUCUCAAGCCAGCGCAGAUGAUCUGGAAGAUGAAGACAGCCUGUUCCAUCUGCAACUGGAAAAGAAUCCCCUCGAAAGUGACGCAGACUCAGCGGUCAAGGUUAAGCUGAAGAGUAUCGAGGUCAUCUACAAUCCGCGAUUCCUUGUGGGAAUCGUUAAAUUCUUUGAACCACCCGAGCGGCACAUGGAGUCAAUUGGAGCGCUGCUGGACACUGCUGGAGCUACAGUUGAAGGUCUGCGGCAGCAAACUCGAGCAGGUUUGGAGUUUGCACUGCAAGAACACAAAAAGGUUGAUGCACAAUUCGAUGUGCGCGCGCCUUUGAUCAUCGUGCCCGAGAGUAUCACACAGGAAAGCUCCCUGUGUCUCAUCAUUGACGCCGGUCAUGCAAGUGUCAACAGCGAACUCGUCGACCGACAGGCCAUACGAGAACUUCAGUCCAAGCAGAAAAAACAAUACGAAGAGGAAGAUUACAAGCAGCUUGAACACUUGCUAUAUGAUCGUUUCCUUAUCAAACUGGAUUCCACUCAAGUACUGAUUGGUCCUGGUGUGGAAGCAACGAAAGCACAGCUCACCUCCGCUGUCGCGUCCAAAAACUUCCACAUUAUUGAUCGAAUCAAUGUCGACUUCGUUCUCGAAAUGUGUAUUGUUCCAAAGGUUACGCAACUCACGCGGACGCGCAUCUCCGGAAAUCUGCCGGAGCUGCACGCUUCCAUGUCUGACACCAAAUACAAGGGGCUGAUGAAGUUGAUUGACAUCGCGAUCCCGCAAUUUGACAGUGCCAGUAGCUCUUCCGGUCCGGCAGAAGCGAAAGCCAGGGAGGAAGCGGCAAUCGCUACUCGGGCUAGAGCAGCUUCAUUCCUACCCCCGGCGCAACGGGAUCUACCUGUUGUCGACGAUGAGGAGGAACAUGAAGGCGAUGCGGAGCAUCAUAAGACGAGCCUUGAUACACAGAACAAUAUUCAUCGCCGGGACUUUGAGUUCAAGUUCAACGUUGGUCGUCUUCGUGGCUCGCUAUUCAGAGCAGACUCGCAAGACCCACUCAAAGACAAAUUGCUGGUCGAGCUGGUUGCUGAGGGCUUCGAGCUUGACUUCUACAUGCGUCCCUAUGAUAUGGUUGCCGAGGUCAUUCUCAAGUCCCUGAGUGUUGAUGAUUACAUCGAAGAAAACCCACUACCGGAGUUCAAGCGGAUCAUUUCAUCCAAGGGAUUCAAUGCUGAUGAAGACAAAGAUCUUUUCCACUUGAAGAUGGUCCGUGUGAAACCUGAAUCCCCAGAAUUUGAGUCAACCUACGAGGGAGUCGCGAUGAACCUUGAUAUCUCCGUCUCGACCAUCAACCUUGUGGUGACGAGAAAGACGCUGCUUACCCUUCUGGACUUCAUUCUUCUUACGUUCACAAGUCCUGAACAGCCAGCCGAUCAGGAUCCACAAUCAGAGAAGAUCUUGCAAGAAGCACCAAAUGAGCAGGAAACGCCACAGCAAGUCGGGAAGAUUCGUAUCAAGUCUAACCUGAAGAGUAUUGCCCUUAUUCUUAACAAUGACGGUGUUCGCCUGGGAACCUUGAGUCUCAACACCGCUGAUGUCGGAAUCUUCCUUGUUGGUCGUGCCAUGACCAUACAGUCCCGCAUUGGCAGCUUGACUUUGGUUGAUGACAUUAAUCUGGGUGCUUCAGAGGACUCAGAUGUCCGACGUCUCUUGACGAUUGAAGGUGACAAUUUCGCUGAUUUCAAAUAUGAGACGUUCGACCCUGAGAGCGACACUUACCCUGGCUACGAUUCCGAGGUCUAUCUGCGGUCAGGCUCAAUCAAGAUCAAUUUCCUUGAAGAGCCGUAUCGAAAAAUCAUCAAUUUUCUCGUCAAGUUUGGUAAAAUGCAGGCGAUUUUCAACGCUGCUCGACAGGCGGCUGCGAACCAAGCAAACCAACUCCAAGAGAAUGCUUCACGCAUGCGUCUUGACAUUGUCAUCAAGACUCCCAUUGUUGUUUUCCCCAGGGUGAUGACUGACGACCGACCGCGGGACACCAUCACUGCUCACCUUGGUGAGAUCUACGCCAAGAACGAGUUUGUUCCAAUGGACGAGUCCAAAGACAGCCCGGCCGUUAAUGUUAUCUCCACCGGUGUUCGCAACAUCCGCCUCACGUCCAAGUUCCAUUUCACAGAUGGUGUUGUUGAAGAAUUGGAUAUGAUUCAGAAGGUCAAUCUAGAUUUCAGCAUAUGUUAUCUGGAACAUCAAACCAACAAUCCUCGCCCAGAUAUGGAGAUCGAAGGUUCCCUGUCUCCAAUCAAUCUUCGUAUCUCGCAGAGUCAACUCAAGUUCCUGCUUGCACUUUCGAAGUCGAUACCUGGCGCAUUCGCCACCGAUGCUGAGCAACAAGAGCUCGAGGCUAUGGAAGCUCUGCCUUCAUCUGUCACUGAGCCCACAAGAGAAGCCACCUCCAAGGCUGUACAAGCGCAAAAGGACCAAGAGACGGACCCAGUAACUGGCAGCGAGACCAAGGAGAAUUGGGUACGCCUAGACAUGAUUUUCAAGGUCGAUAGUGUUGGAUUGGAGCUCAUCCUAGCCAAUGACAACCAACCCGCGGGCCACUUGGAGGAUUCUAGUCUAUCCAAAUUCUCCCUCAAUGACACGAGAGUCAAGCUCCGCAUGUUGACCGAUGGGUCCAUGGAGUCAGAACUCUUGAUUCAUUCGUUCUCAAUCCGCGAUAGCCGAAAGCAGGACACGAAUAAGUUCAGAAAUAUCAUGUCCUUGAUCAACAAUGAUGUGCAGCAGCAGUUCAUGGCUAGCGUUUCCAUGUCCCCUGGACCAGAAAAGCAUCUCAUUGCGAUGCUGACUAUCGACAGUCCUCGAAUCAUGUUUGCUUUAGACUAUCUGUCUGCUUUACAGUCUUUCAGCAAUUCCGCGUUUACUUCAGAGGAAGCUGUAGAAGUCCUCGAGGAGGAUGCUGAGUCUCCUGAAGAAUCAGAGAUUGGCUCUGACGAUGCAACAUCUCCUGAGGGAACCGAAACUGAAGUAUCUACGGGCAAUUCUACUGCUGGGACGACAACGGUUUCAUUCCGAGUCAAUUUGGUUGAUGCUCAGGUUAUCAUGGUAGCCAACCCGGCGAUCCCCCACUCUGAAGCUAUUGUCCUUGGUACCAAGGAGAUCCUUAUCUCUCAUCAGAAUGUGUCGACUCUGCAGAUCGAAAAGGUUGGCAUGUUUCUGUGCCGCAUGGAUAAGUUUGAGACUAGUCGCCUUCGGAUUCUGGACGAUUUUACUGUUGAAGUGUCUGUUGACAGUCGUCCACAAGAUAAGGGGUCUGCACUCACCUCGAUCGAGGCGCAUAUUGAGCCUCUGGUUCUUCGGCUGUCUUUGCGUGAUAUCUUAAUGGCCACCCAGAUCGUCAAUAAGGCAUCUGAGAUGAGAGCUAGAAAUGCCCAGCCCCUCGAGGGCGGGGAAGUAAAGAAGAUUACAGAUGCAAAGAGCACGCGAGCACGAUCUGGCAGCAAGACAUCUUCGACUCUGGCCCACAGAACUCGUCGUCGUGCCAGUCAGACAGUUGAGACGCCUGACAACAAUGUCACAUCUGAAAGCUCAGCUGUCCUGAAACGCGAGGAGCUAUCCGCAAAAAUUGAUGGCCUCAGAGUCAUUCUUAUCGGUGACUUACAUGACUUGCCAUUGCUGGAUUGGAGCGUAAAGAAAUUCAACGUGGACGUCCGCGACUGGUCCUCUACCUUGAAUGUUGAUACGCACUUCGAGACCUUCCUCAAUGUGUACAAUUUCUCGAAAUCCGCUUGGGAGCCUUUGAUCGAACCGUGGCAGCUUGGAUUCCACAUGGCGAAAGAAAACAAUCCCGAUGUUUUCUCCAUUGAUGCUUACUCUCACAAGACCAUGGAGUUGACAAUGACGUCGGCCACGAUUGCACUGGCCUCCAAAUCCUUCCAGUUCCUCAAUACAGAUGAAGAUGUGCUUUCCAAGCCAAGAGGUGCCGAUGCUCCUUACAGAAUCCGCAACUACACUGGCUUUGACCUUCGAGUGUGGGCCGAUGUUAGCGCAGGACUCCACUGCCAUUCGAGAAACCCUCACCCCGAGGGCCACGGUGGAAUUGUUGGUGUCAAGCUCGAGGGUAGCGGAUUUGACAGUGUCAAUCGAAUUCCCGUGGUUCGAGAAGGCGAGGUUAUCUACGGUCUCAAGCCCAAGCGGGAUAAUAUUCUUCACCGUCUCUUGGUUGAGGUUACGCUUGGAGCAGAUAACGUCAAGUACAUCACAUUUCGCUCACCCCUCUUGGUGGAAAACAACACUCAGAUCCCCGUGGAGCUGGGCGUCUUCAACCCAAGUGAUGGCCAUCUACUGAAAAUCGAGAAAAUUCUUCCUGGCGAUGCACGACCGGCGCCUGUCGGAUCGGCUUAUCUUCAUUCCGUUGUCAUUCGUCCUGACCAGGGCUUCGGUUACGAUUGGUCACACGAGCAGCUCUUCUGGAAGGAACUUCUUCGACGGCCUACCCGGACCGUCAAGUGCGUUAGUGAAGGGGGUCAGCAAUCUCCGCCAUUCUAUUUCCAAGUCAACGCCACCUUCGACAACAAAGACUCUCUUACAAACUCAUAUCCCUACAUGAGAAUUCGAAUAUUUGCCCCGGUGGAGAUUCAGAAUCUCCUACCCUAUGACUUCAAAUAUCGCAUCUAUGACAAGAACACCAAGAAGGACUGGACGAACUUCUUGAGAAAGGGUGGUGUGAGUCCUGUGCAUGUGGUGGAAUUGUCUCACCUCCUGCUGCUUAGCAUCGAUCUAGAGGACACGGUCUUCCGACAAAGCGAGUUUGCUAUUGUCAACGGCAAUGCUCAGGAUUAUCGCAGAGAGCAUACCCUGUCGUUAACAGAUGAGCGUGGCCUCCAACUAAAGCUGAAGCUUCAUUACUUCAAUAUCCCCGAUAGUGGAGGAGCUUUCAAGGUUUCUGUUUACAGUCCGUACCUAAUCUUGAACAAGACUGGACUUCCCAUGGACAUCCAGAGCAAAGCCUUCCUCCAGUCUGCGCGCAGUGCCGCAGGCCAAGGAAUGAGAGUUGACCCAAGAGAAGGAGGCCGUGCCCUUCCUUACAUGUACUCAUAUGGUGCCGAAGACAAGAAAAACAGGUCAAUCCUGAAGAUUGGCGAUUCGGCUUGGAGUAAGCCGCAAAGUUUCGAAGCCAUUGGUAGCACCUUUGAGGCUGCUUUCCCCGAUAAACAAGGCAGAUCUGAGUUCCACGCUGGCGUGUCAGUCGUCGAGGGUGAGGGCAAGUACAAGAUGACCAAGGUAGUUACGAUCGCGCCGAGGUUCAUCUUGAAGAGCAAGCUCAAUGAGGAUCUUCUCGUUCGCGAACCUGGCUCAUCUAGCGUUCUCGAGAUCAAGAGUGGCGAGCUAGUUCCGCUUCACUUCCUUCGGCAGACAGCAGAUAAGCAGCUUUGCCUCUGUUUCCCUGGUGUCAACAAUCAAUGGUCUUCUCCAUUCAAUAUCGCCGACGUUGGAACCGUUCAUAUCAAGCUGGCCAAGGCGAACCAACGACAGAAGCUGAUCAAGGUCGAUGUCAUUCUCGAGAAUGCCACCUUAUUCCUGCACUUUAGUUUCGAGACUCGCAACUGGCCAUUCUCGAUGCGUAACGAGAGUGACACAGAAUUUAUCUUCUACCAAGCCAACCCCAAUGUGGAAGAUGACGAGGAAGACCGAUCCACUAGUUGGAAGCCUAUCCGUUAUCGCCUUCCUCCGCGAAGCGUCAUGCCCUACGCGUGGGAUUAUCCCGCUACCAAGAACAAGUCGCUUACCCUCACAUGCCAAGGAAAAGAAAGACGCAUCAAACUUGCUGAAAUUGGCAACCUGAUCCCGAUGCGAAUCCCACCCCGACAACCUGGCGAGUAUCAGAGAAUCAUCGAUAUCAACAUUGUUGCCGAUGGACCCACGCAGUCACUUGUUUUGUCCAAUUUUAAGGCCUCUAAGAGUCUUUACAAGCAGCAGAAGAGUCACUCCUCACAGGCGAGCAUGAGCACUGGAUUUGAAGUCAAAGAGAUGAACUCGGAUGUGACCUUCAAGGCUCAACUUCGUCUAGGUGGAAUCGGUAUCUCCUUGAUCAACCAAAACUUGAAGGAGUUGCUCUACUUGACAUUCCGCGAAAUUGAAAUCAAGUUCCGGGAGUCGAAGAUCUACCAGACACUUAACACAACCAUAAAGUGGAUCCAGAUCGACAACCAGUUGUACGGUGGUAUCUUCCCUAUCCUUUUAUACCCUAGUGUGGUCCCCAAGACUGGGAAGGAGAUGGAGGCCCACCCUAUUUUCCAUGCGAUGAUAACCAGAGUCAAGGACGACUCAUACGGUGUUCUGUACAUCAAGUAUGCCACUCUGCUUCUGCAGCAGAUGACACUUGAGCUGGAUGAGGACUUUGUUUUUGCUAUGCUAGACUUCGCCAAAAUUCCUGGGGCCUCGUGGUCUGAACCACAGGAGGGAGUGCUUUGUGACGAAGACCUCAACAUUCCUGAGCCUCAACAGAAUGAUGCCGGCCAGGAUGUUUACUUUGAGCUGCUACACCUCCAGCCCAUGCAGCUCGAUAUUUCAUUCAUGCGGACAGAACGAGUCAAUGUCGAGGACACCAUGCAACCAUCGAAUCCCCUGAUGUUCGUUGUCAAUGUCAUGACAAUGUCGAUGGGUAACGUCAACGAUGCACCUGUUCGCCUCAACGCCUUGAUGCUUGAAAACGCUCGUGUCUCCUUUGGAAGAUUGUUCGGCAACGUUCGCGCUCACUACACCCAAGAAUUCUUACGUCAAGUCCAUGUGAUUCUUGGAUCUGCUGACUUUAUUGGAAACCCGGUUGGCCUGUUCAACAACAUCAGUUCUGGUGUGGCUGAUAUCUUCUAUGAGCCAUACCAGGGUCUUGUCAUGACCGACCGCCCACAAGAGCUUGGCGUUGGAAUCGCGAAGGGUGCCACAAGCUUCGUCAAGAAAUCAGUUUUCGGAUUCUCCGAUAGUAUGGCGAAGCUUACUGGAAGUAUGUCCAAGGGCCUGACCGCUGCGACCCUGGACAAGGAAUUCCAGGACCAACGCCGAUUCUCCAAGUCCCGUAACCGCCCCAAGCAUGCACUUUACGGUAUCACGGCCGGUGGAAAUGCAUUUGCUACUAGUUUAGCAAGUGGUAUUGGUGGCUUGGCGCGUCAUCCUCUACAAGGCGCUGAGAAGGAGGGAGUCGCAGGGUUCUUCAAGGGUGUCGGAAAGGGUGUUAUCGGCCUGGCCACUAAGCCCGCAAUUGGUGCCUUUGACCUUGCCUCGAAUUUAGCAGAGGGAGUCCGGAACACCACUACGGUCUUUGACGCCGAGGGCCUGGACCGUGUGCGACUGACUCGUUUCAUCGGCAUCGACGGCAUCGUUCGUCCAUAUUCACAACGCGAAGCCCUUGGCCAAUUCUGGCUUAAAACGACCGAGAAUGGAAAGUUCUUCAACGAGGACUACAUCGCUCAUCUGGAGCUUCCCGGUCGUGAAAUCAUGGUCCUGUUGACGUAUGUCAGAAUUAUGCUUGUGCGUACGAAGAAGCUCGAUGCGGAAUGGGACAUCCGUCUCAAGGACAUCCAGACCAUUUCUAAGGAACGCACGGGAAUGAGUAUUACACUCAAGGGUGGUGCCAAUGGGCCCUUCAUUCCUGUCCAGGAUGAGAGCUCUCGAAACUGGCUGUACAGACAAAUUGCCGUUGCGGUGAACGCAUUCAAUGAAAGGUAUAAUCGGGGAUAG
Molecule: messenger RNA, 9447 nt
Organism: Penicillium manginii
Lineage: Eukaryota; Fungi; Ascomycota; Eurotiomycetes; Eurotiales; Aspergillaceae
Product: membrane morphogenesis protein VPS13
Exons: 3
Coding region: 1-9447 (3148 amino acids)
Biological process (GO): mitochondrion organization; late endosome to vacuole transport; protein retention in Golgi apparatus
Cellular component (GO): extrinsic component of membrane
Source: RefSeq, a predicted model, not a curated record